This is a messenger RNA of Solea senegalensis (Senegalese sole), 2231 nucleotides long. Its product is annotated as serine/arginine-rich splicing factor 6-like. Gene Ontology annotation, biological process: alternative mRNA splicing, via spliceosome; mRNA splice site recognition. The coding region runs from base 100 to 1185 and encodes 361 amino acids. Gene Ontology annotation, cellular component: nucleus; ribonucleoprotein complex; cytoplasm. The transcript has 6 exons. The record is from RefSeq and is a predicted model, not a curated record. Gene Ontology annotation, molecular function: mRNA binding. NCBI's taxonomy places the organism in Eukaryota, Metazoa, Chordata, Actinopteri, Pleuronectiformes, Soleidae.
AGGAGCCAAAGCAUUUCUUCACUCCGUGCGGCUGCAGAUACCGAUAUCGACCUGUGUUUAGGAACAGUCCAGAACUUCUGCAGCUCACGUGGAAGUAACAUGCCUCGGGUGUAUAUUGGACGUUUGAGCUACCAUGUCCGCGAAAAGGACAUUCAACGCUUUUUCAGCGGAUAUGGUAAACUUAUGGAAAUCGAUAUAAAGAACGGAUAUGGAUUCGUGGAGUUCGAGGAUAACCGGGACGCUGACGAUGCCGUUUACGAGCUGAACGGGAAGGAGCUGUGCGGGGAGCGGGUGAUCGUCGAACAUGCCCGCGGGCCGCGACGAGACCGAGAUGGCUACCACGGUGGGGGUUACUGGGGUGGUGGGCGCAGUAGUGGUGGUUUCAGCAGCAGGAGUCGCACUGGCAGGGACAAGUAUGGUCCCCCUGUACGUACAGAGUACCGCCUCAUUGUGGAGAACUUGUCUAGCCGCUGCAGUUGGCAGGACCUUAAGGACUUCAUGCGCCAGGCAGGGGAAGUGACUUAUGCGGAUGCCCACAAGGAGCGCACCAAUGAGGGGGUGAUCGAGUUCCGGAGUCAAUCUGACAUGAAGAGGGCUCUGGACAAACUGGAUGGUACAGACAUCAAUGGGAGGAAGAUUCGUCUGGUGCAGGAGAAGUCUCGCAAACGAAGGUCCUACUCUGGCAGUCGCUCCAGAUCUCGCAGUCGCCGUCGCUCUCGUAGUCAGAGCCGCAGAAGCUCCAGGAGUCGCUCCCGGUCCAGGUCCCGUUCCCAUGGCAACAAGAGACGUAAUCAUUCCCGCUCCAGAUCUGGAAGGAAAUCACACUCCAAGUCUGGAGGAAGCCAGUCACGUUCUCGAUCCCGCAAAUCCAAAUCUCGUUCAUGCUCCCGAAAGUCCCGUUCCCAUUCGGGUGAUCGGAAAUCCAAGUCCCGCUCAAAGAGCAAUUCUAAGGUAAAGUCGGAGCGGGAUUCUCGCAGUCGAUCCAAGGAGAUGUCUCAUGACAAGAAGUCCCGUAGUCGUUCGGCUUCCCCAGUGGAGAAUGGGAAGUCUGCCAAGUCUGCCUCCCGGUCCCCAUCCCCUCAGGAAGUUGACCGGCGAUCUAAUUCGAGGGAGAAACGCUCAGUCUCCCGCUCAAAGUCCCGCUCAAGAUCCCCCUCGCGGUCCAGAUCAGCGUCUCGGGAUUAGUGAAAGGAGAUGUUUCUCAUUGUUGAGCGUUGAUCCCUAUGCUGUACAUAACGAUUAGUGUCAUCAUACUGGCUUAUGCUUCCUGACUUGUCAUCUCUCCUUCAAUUGUGCACUUGUCUUUUAGAUUUUAGAUGCAGUUUUAAUAGAUAAUACACCACACUCAACAGGACUUUUUUUUUUCUAACACAGGUUUACUAAAAUGAAGAAAAAAAUACCAAAAAAACAUUGCUAGUCUGUAGAGCUACACCAUCUUUAUAUAAUCCAUCCUGGUGAAAUUGAAAGCAUGUAAUAUCUUUGUGAAACAUACUUUUUCCCCAACUCGGAUCUGGUUCUGUUUGGUAGAUUGAUGCUCUUCAGCUAAUGACUGCACCAAUCAAACCCUUGGUUUCACAUAAUUUCAUGGUUGUAGGAGAAAAGUAAUGUCCAGCCACAGCAUUGUAGCCAUUUCCCCUUUGAUCUGCAGUUUCGAAUUGCUUUAUAAUGAAUCCUCUAUCUUUGGCGUUGUCUUGCAGGACUUAAAAAAUGCACACAACACUGCAAGAACUUGUAACUUUAAUGUUUGCAGGGAAACAAGGGUUUGUAUUUCGUGUUUGAACAACUUGCUUUAUAGGUGGAUUAUUAUGACCCUUUAACCUCUUGUACAAAGACCUUGCAUCACAUAUAUUCCUCUUUUCGUUACCUGAGAAAGAAAUCUGAAAACCUUUACUUUCACUUGCGUUUUAAGGCCUCAAAUGCAGUCAAGCUUUUCCUCCUGAAAUUGUGGGAGUCUUGAGUGAUUUAGUGUCACUUUUAUCAGGCAAGUUGUUUUUUUUGUCUGUCAGGCCUCUGCUUAUUUAAGGUGUGCAGCUGGGACUGAUGUCUUUUUGUACUGAAAGGUAUGCCCAUUCAAAUCCCUGGAGGGUCUGCUUGUGGGUUUAUAGCAGAUCAGGUUUGCCCAAUGCAGCCUCUCUCCCCUUUUGUGGAAUAGAUUUUUCAUUUUCUCCGUUCAGUUGAGAUCUAACAAUUUCCAUUUUAUUUUAUCUACCAUUAAAGAUCUUAACGAAAAA